UGAGGUUAGUAAGUGAGUGCGCCGAGAAAUUACCGUUGGUUCUGUCAGUUUUUUUGUAUUACCAAGGAAUUUGAACUGUUUACUCGGUUUUCACAUGUGCUUUUCUUCUAGUUCUUGUGGAUUUUAACUCAAGGGGAUGCUGAUACGUAUACAGGCGGCCUUCCUGGUCGCCAUAGUAUUUUUAUAUAGGGAUACAUUAGCACAGAAUUCGACAAAUAGUUUAUUUAGCUGUCCAGCAGGAUGGGAACUACGGGGUCUCAACUGUUAUAAAUUUUUCAAUAUUAGGCAUUCGUGGGAAAAGGCAGCGGAACUUUGUAGAAGAUAUGGUAGUGAAUUAAUGGCAGUAGAAUCAUAUAGUGAAAAUAACGUAACAGCAUCAAUAGCCACAUCUUCAGUGCCACUAGAAAGGCGGGGUGCCAACCAUUACUGGCUGGGUCUGUCCUCAUUAGAUGAUUUAAGGACGAAUACUCUUGAAUCAGCUGCUGGUACUUUAGUAUCUCAAUAUUCAGGUUUCUGGUCUCCAAACCAACCCGACCCACAAUCCGGAGAGUGUGUAGAUGUUAUCGUAACCGAAGAAUUCCAAUCAUGGGAACUCACCACAUGCGAAAGCCUUCAACCCUUCAUGUGUCGAUCGAAAGCAUGCCCUGCAGCAUCAUUUCACUGCUCGAAUGGGUUGUGCAUCAACGAAAAGUUCAAAUGUGACAAACAGGAUGAUUGUGGAGAUGGUUCCGAUGAAAUCGACUGUGCUACCAACUGUAAUUUCUAUUUGGCCAGUAGUGGGGAUGUGGUCGAAAGCCCAUACUAUCCACACAAGUAUGCACCACUGACCAAUUGCAAAUGGACGCUAGAAGGACCACAAGGUCACAAUAUUCUUCUCCAAUUCCAAGAAUUCGAAACAGAAAAAACCUUCGACACAGUCCAGAUUCUAGCAGGAGGAAGAACUGAAGACACGUCUAUCAAUCUAGCUACCCUUUCUGGAAAACAAGACCUUACUAAUAGGUCAUUCGUCUCAGGAUCUAACUUUAUGAUAAUUAAAUUUAGUACAGAUGCUUCGGUAGAAAGAAAAGGAUUCAGAGCUUCUUGGAAAACGGAACCACAAACUUGUGGUGGAACACUUCGAGCUACUCCUCAAGGACAAGUUCUUACUUCUCCUGGGUAUCCUGAACAAUAUCCUGGAGGUUUAGAAUGUUUGUAUGUUAUUCAAUCACAAGGAGGAAAGAUAAUAACUUUGGAAGUAGAUGAUUUGGAUUUGGAUGAUAACCGUGACUUUAUUUUGGUGAGGGAUGGCGAUUCACCCAAAAGCAAACCAAUUGCUAGAUUAACUGGAAAGUGGGAGAACAAUCAAAAAGUGAUUAUGUCAACAGGCAAUCAACUAUAUAUCUACUUUAGAACGCGUUUAGGCGACUCGAAACGAGGGUUCAGGAUCAGGUAUACACAAGGAUGUAAAGCGACAAUUGUAGCUAAAAAUGGUACCAUAUCGUCACCAGCCUUUGGUUUAGAAAACUAUCCUAGCAAUCAAGAAUGUAUGUACAAGAUUAGAAAUCCCGGAGGCCAACCGUUAUCCCUAAAUUUCCCACAUUUCGAAGUCGAUAAAUCAGACUUUGUACAAGUUUAUGAUGGAUCUACCACCAGUGGAUUACGAUUGCACUCAGGAAACGGAUUUACAACAGGAACAAAACCGAAGAUUACCUUAACUGCUUCAAGUGGGGAAAUGCUAGUCAGAUUUGUGACAGAUGCUUUACAUAGUAACGAGGGAUGGGAAGCAGUAUUUUCAGCUGAUUGUCCGCCUCUGCAACCCGGAAUUGGUGCCUUAGCAUCCAGUAGAGAUACAGCCUUCGGAACCAUCAUUACGUUUAGCUGCCCUACUGGUCAAGAAUUUGCAACAGGUAGAAAUCGUAUAACUACUCAAUGUUUACCUGGAGGAAAUUGGUCUAUAAGCUACAUCCCUAAAUGCCAAGAAGUCUAUUGUGGGCCAGUACCUCAAAUUGACAAUGGUUUCUCAAUUGGUUCGAGUAAUGUAACCUACAAGGGUCAAGCAAUGUAUCAGUGUUAUGCAGGUUUUGCUUUCCCCACAGGACAAGCUAUUGAAAGAAUAUCUUGUUUGUCUGAUGGUCAUUGGGAGAAAAAACCAAAUUGUUUAGCAUCUCAAUGUGCCGCAUUGCCUGAAGUUCCUCAUGCUAAUGCUACCAUUUUGAAUGGCUUGGGCAGAUCAUAUGGUACAAUUAUGAGAUACGAAUGUGAACCUGGAUACAUCAGAAGUGGACCACCUGUCAUAUUGUGUAUGAGUAAUGGAACUUGGUCGGGAGAUGUACCUGUUUGUUCACGUGCAAAAUGUCCAAAGUUCCCAGAAAUUCAAAACGGCUUCAUCACAGACAUUUCUAGAGACUAUUACUACAACGACGAAGCCCGUGUUCAGUGUUACAAAGGCUACAAACUUAUAGGAAACAGCAUUCUUAGAUGUGGCGAGAACCAAAUAUUUAACAAUCCUCCCAGAUGUGAAGAUAUCAACGAAUGUAUCAGCAGCCAAUGUGAUGUUGCUUCCACGGAAUGUGUGAACGUUCCGGGAUCUUUCCAUUGCAAGUGCAGAAAAGGAUUCGAAAGCACACAAGAAUGUAGACCAGUUGGUGAUUUGGGGUUGGUAAAUGGGGGAAUUCCUGAUGAUUCAAUUACUGUAUCUAGCAGUGAACCUGGAUACGAGAAAUCGAUGGUUCGACUCAACGGAGCUGGUUGGUGUGGCAACACCAUUGAAGGAGGUUCCAAUUGGGUACUUAUUGACCUUAAAGCACCCACUGUUAUCAGAGGUUUUAGAACCAUGGCAGUUCAGCGAUUAGAUGGAAAUAUAGCUUUUACUUCAGCAGUAAGAAUACAAUACACUGACGAUCUUACCGACGUUUUUAAAGAUUACAGAAAUCCUGAUGGAUUAGCUGUCGAGUUUACCAUCGAGAAACCAACUUUAUCUAUUUUAAAUCUUCCUGUACCGAUAGAAGCCCAAUUUAUCAAAUUUAAGAUUCAGGACUAUGUAGGGGCACCUUGUUUGAAACUAGAAGUAAUGGGUUGUACAAGGUUAGAAUGUGCUGAUAUUAAUGAGUGUGCUGUUAAUAAUGGAGGAUGUCAGCAGAAAUGUGUCAAUAGCGCAGGAGACUAUUCUUGCAACUGUAAUGUUGGUUUUGAACUCUACACCCAAAAUGGUACUGCUUCAUUUUACGUAGAGAAUUCUGAAAAUGGUAACCGAGACGGAGAUGUGUAUCAAAUUGACAAAUCUUGUGUACCUGUGAUGUGUCCCACACUUACAUCUCCUGAAAACGGAGUUAUAUUAACCACCAAAGAUAAAUAUCAUUUUGGAGAUCUAGUCAAAUUCCAGUGCGAUUUCGGUUACGUCAUGACCGGAUCAACAUCUUUACUUUGCACUUCUUCUGGAGUAUGGAACGGAACAGUUCCAGAAUGCAAAUAUGCUCAAUGUGUGUCACUACCUGACAACAAAAACGAAGGAUUAAAAAUAAUACGCAAUGAUGAAGACAGUGUACUUGUACCUUUCCGAGAGAAUGUAACUUUGCACUGCAGUACUAAUGGAAGGCAGCUAAGGGGUACAGCCACUGCCGGAUUUAGACAGUGCGUAUACGAUCCCAAAGCAGGUUUUCCUGACUAUUGGCUUAGCGGAGAUUUACCUUCAUGUCCACGAGUUGAUUGUGGUGUACCACCACCAAGUCCUGGAGCUGAAUACGGCCAAUAUGUUGACACUAAAUACCAAUCAUCAUUCUUCUUUGGUUGCCAAAACACCUUCAAAUUGGCUGGUCAAAGUAGUAAACACGACAACGUAGUCAGAUGUCAAGCUAACGGUGUUUGGGACUUUGGAGAUUUAAGAUGCGAAGGCCCAGUAUGUCAAGAUCCUGGAAGGCCCAGUGAUGGUUUCCAGAUCUCAAGAAGUUACGAACAAGGAUCAGAAAUUUCCUUUGGAUGUAAUAGACCUGGAUACAUACUUAUCAACCCAAGGCCCAUUACCUGUGUAAGAGAUCCUGAAUGUAAAGUCGUAAAGCCUCUAGGAAUAGCUUCUGGAAAGAUCCCUGACUCAGCUAUUAACGCCACCAGUGAAAGACCAAAUUAUGAAGCUAGAAAUGUACGACUUAACUCUGUAACCGGAUGGUGUGGCAAGCAGGAAGCAUUUACCUACGUCAGCGUCGAUUUAGGCAAAGUAUAUAGGGUAAAAGCUAUAUUGGUUAAAGGAGUUGUUACAAACGAUAUCGUGGGUAGACCCACUGAGAUUAGGUUUUUCUACAAACAAGCUGAUAAUGAAAACUAUGUAGUUUACUUCCCUAACUUCAAUUUAACCAUGAGAGAUCCAGGAAACUAUGGAGAACUUGCCAUGAUAUCCUUACCUAAGUUUGUGCAAGCUAGGUUCGUUAUUUUGGGUAUAGUAAGUUAUAUGGAGAAUGCUUGUUUGAAGUUUGAAUUGAUGGGUUGUGAUGAACCCGAAAAGGAACCUUUGCUGGGAUAUGAUUAUGGAUAUUCUCCUUGUGUUGAUAAUGAAACUCCAGUAUUCCAAAAUUGCCCACAACAACCGAUUAUGGUCCAAAAAGACGUAAAUGGUGGACUGCUUCCUGUAAACUUUACUGAACCAACUGCUGUCGAUAAUUCAGGCAGUAUAGCUAGAUUGGAAGUUAAACCAGCAAGUUUUAAAACUCCCAUGUACGUGUUUGAUGAUAUGGUUGUUAAAUAUGUAGCUUAUGACUAUGAUGGAAACGUAGCCAUUUGCGAAAUCAACAUUACUGUUCCAGAUAAUACUCCGCCUCAACUCAGCUGUCCUCAAAGUUACGUAAUCGAGUUGGUUGAUAGGCAAGACAGUUAUGCUAUUAACUUCAACGAAACAAGGAGAAGAUUGAAUACCAGUGAUGCUUCUGGUGAAGUACAUAUCACUUUCAUCCCAGACAAAGCGACCAUUUCGAUUGGAGCCUUUGAAAAUGUGACCGUUAUCGCUGCUGACAAAUAUGGAAACAAAGCAUCGUGUCACUUCCAAGUAUCAGUACAAGCAACACCUUGUGUAGAUUGGGAGCUUAAACCUCCAGUUAAUGGGGCUCUUAACUGUUUACCAGGAGAUAAAGGAUUACAAUGUAUUGGAACUUGUAAUCCAGGAUUUAGAUUUACUGAUGGAGAUCCAGUAAAGACUUUCUCUUGCGAAACCAAUGGUCCUUGGAAGCCUAGUUCUGUUAUUCCAGAUUGUGUAUCAGAAAAUACACAACAAGCUGACUACCAUUUUACCGCCUCAAUUAACUACAGAGCAAACGGAGCAGUCGCUAACUCCUGUUUGAAUCAGUAUAUUGAACUUUUGGCUCAAUACUACAAUAAUCUCAAUACCGUAUUAUCAGAAAGAUGUUCAGCAGUGAACGUAAAGAUGAAUGUUACGUUUAUCAAAGCUCUAGCUAACUUAGUUGAAGAAAAUGUAGUAAAAAUUGAUUACAUUCUGGAAAUAGUUCCUUUAUACAGACAACCACAAAUCUACGAUUUAUGUGGUAGUACUCUUAACCUAAUGUUUGAUUUAUCAGUUCCUUAUGCGAAUGCCGUUGUUGAACCUUUAUUAAAUGUUGCUGCCAUCGGCAAUCAGUGUCCACCUCUUAAAGCUCUAAAAUCUAUAAAUGAAAGAGGCUUUACUUGUAACGUUGGCGAGGUACUUAAUAUGGACACGAACGAUGUACCAAGAUGCUUACAUUGUCCCGCCGGAACCUUUGCUGGUGAGAAACAAAAAGAAUGUACGUAUUGUCCAAAAGGUUUCUAUCAAAAUAGAGACAGGCAAGGUUCCUGCAACAGAUGUCCUCAAGGUACGUACACCCGCGAGGAAGGUUCGAAGAGCGUUCACGACUGUAUCCCUGUUUGUGGAUAUGGAACCUACUCCCCUACAGGAUUAGUACCUUGCCUCGAAUGUCCAAGAAAUAGUUUUACAAGUGAACCACCAACGGGAGGAUUCAAAGAUUGCCAGGCUUGCCCUGCGAACACUUUUACAUAUCAACCAGCUGCUGCAGGAAAGGAUAAAUGUAGACCUAAGUGUAGUCCUGGUUAUUACUCACCUACAGGUUUAGCGCCUUGCUCUAUGUGUCCCAAGAACUUCUAUCAAUCUGUUACAGGACAAACCGCUUGCAACGAAUGUCCAAGUAACAUGAAGACAGAAGGACCUGGAGCCACGGGAAGAGACGAAUGUCGCCCUGUCCAGUGCAAAGAAAAUGCUUGCCAACAUGGCGGACUAUGUAUCCCUAUGGGUCAUAAUGUUCACUGCUUCUGUCCUGCAGGAUUUACGGGCAGAAGAUGUGAAGUCGACAUUGACGAAUGUACCUCGCAACCAUGUUACAAUGGAGGAUCUUGUAUUGAUUUGCCACAAGGUUAUAAAUGCCAAUGUCCUCCUGGAUAUUCUGGUAUCAACUGUCAAGAAGAGCGAUCAGACUGCUCGAAUGAUACCUGUCCUGCAAGGGCUAUGUGUAAAGAUGAACCUGGAUAUAAUAACUAUACAUGUCUAUGUCGGUCUGGAUACACAGGAAUUGAUUGUGAUGUUACGAUUGAUCCAUGCACAGCAAAUGGAAAUCCGUGCAAUAAUGGAGCUAGUUGUAUUGCUCUCCAACAGGGCAGAUUCAUGUGCGAAUGCUUACCAGGCUGGGAAGGUCAAUUGUGCGAAACUAACAUCGACGAUUGCGCUGAGAAACCUUGCUUAUUGGGAUCCAAUUGUACAGACUUGGUCAACGAUUUUAGCUGUACUUGUCCGGCUGGUUUUACUGGAAAGAGAUGCCAAGAGAAAAUAAAUAUGUGUAGUAGUAAUCCCUGUAAAAAUGGAGUGUGUAUCGAUAAACUGUUCGACUACGAGUGCAUCUGCGACCCAGGUUGGACAGGUGACAUAUGUGAAACGAACAUCAACGAUUGCCAACCUAAUCCUUGUCAAAAUGGGGGUCAUUGUGUUGAUGGAAUAGACGAUUUUAAAUGUACUUGUGAACCAGGAUUUACUGGAAAGAAAUGUCAGCACACUUUAGACUUCUGUUCGUCAAAACCAUGCCAAAAUGGUGCUACUUGCACUGAUUUAGUCGAUAGCUUCUCUUGCAAAUGCAGACCAGGUUUUGUAGGACUUCAAUGCGAAGCUGAAAUUGACGAGUGUCUAAGCGAUCCUUGUAAUUCAGUAGGAACUGAAAGAUGCGUAGAUUUGGACAAUAAAUACGUAUGCAUGUGCAGAGAAGGGUACACAGGAAAUGCUUGUGAGAUUAAUAUCGACGAUUGUCAGUCCCAACCUUGCCUGAAUGGAGGAUCUUGCAGAGAUGAAGUUGGUUCUUACCGUUGUGUCUGCAAACCUGGAUGGACUGGUGGUAACUGCGAAGUUGAUAUCGGAAGCUGUCAAACUAGACCUUGUCAAAAUGAUGCCAGAUGUAUAGAUUUGUUCCAGGAUUAUUUCUGUGUAUGUCCCUCGGGAACCGACGGAAAACAAUGUGAGACGGCACCAGAGAGAUGCAUCGGCAACCCCUGCAUGCAUGGAGGAAAAUGCCAAGACUUUGGAUCAGGUCUAAACUGUUCUUGCAGUGAUGGAUUCAGUGGUAUUGGUUGUCAAUACGAAUAUGAUGCCUGUCAAGUGAAAGCCUGUAAGAAUGGGGCUACUUGUACAAACGACUUCCCUGGAUUCAAAUGUGUUUGUCCACCUGGGUAUACUGGCAAGUUCUGCGAGGAAGACAUUGUCGAUUGCAAGGAGAAUUCUUGCCCACCCAGCGCCACCUGCAUUGAUCUAACUGGAAAAUUCUACUGUCAAUGUCCUUUUAACCUUACAGGAGAAGACUGUAGAAAAACAAUUUCUGUUGACUAUGACCUCUACUUUAGUGAUGCUACUCGUAGCUCUGCAUCACAAGUUAUCCCCUUCUAUACGGGAUCCAAAUCUAGUCUUACAAUUGCAUUGUGGGUACAGUUUACCCAAAAAGAUGAAAACGGAAUAUUCUUUACCUUGUAUAGUGUGUCUGACAAACAUGUUCCAAACAAUAGGCGACCUAUAGUACAGGCACAUUCUAACGGAGUUCAGAUCUCUAUCUUCCCUGAUAUACAAGAUGUUUACCUAAGUUAUCGAGACUAUACAACAAUAAACGAUGCUCAAUGGCACCAUCUUGCUAUCGUUUGGGAUGGAGAAAAUGGUGGAGAACUUAAAUUAAUCACUGAAGGUCUCAUCGCUAGCAAAGUUAAGGGAUACGGAAGUGGAAGAAAACUGCCACAGUAUGCUUGGGUUACUUUGGGUAAACCACAAACAGGAAAUCCCAAAGCCUACACCGAAUCCGGCUUCCAAGGACACCUGACAAAGGUGCAAAUUUGGGGACGAGCUUUAGACGUCACAAAUGAGGUACAAAAGCAGGUCAGGGACUGCAGAACGGAACCAGUAUUAUACAGAGGUUUAAUCUUAACAUGGGCUGGAUACGAAGAUACCAUUGGUGGCGUGGAAAGAAUAGUGCCGUCUCACUGCGGACAACGCAAUUGUCCACCAGGAUACAAGGGAUCGAAGUGUCAAGAGCUAGAAGUUGACAAGAUACCUCCAAAGAUUGAGUACUGUCCUGGAGAUCUAUGGAUAAUAACCAAAAACGGCUCUGCGCUUGUAGUGUGGGAUGAACCAAGUUUCAGCGACAACGUAGGUGUGGCGCAAGUUCAAGAAAAGAGUGGACAUAGACCUGGACAAACACUUUUGUGGGGAAUAUAUCAAAUAGCUUAUGUAGCAUCUGAUGCUGCAGGAAAUACUGCCACCUGUACCUUCAAAGUAUCAGUGUUAUCUGAAUUCUGUCCUGAACUUCCGGACCCAAUUGGCGGUAUGCAGUCAUGCAAAGAUUGGGGCGCUGGUGGCCAAUUCAAGGUCUGCGAAAUCGGCUGUAACCCCGGCUUACGUUUCUCACAAGAGAUUCCACUAUUCUACACCUGUGGCGCCGAAGGUUUCUGGAGACCGACCAAAAAUCCCAACCUCCCACUAGUCUAUCCAGCUUGUUCUUCGGCUAAACCAGCUCAAAGAGUCUUCAGAAUCGAAAUGUUGUUCCCCAGUUCAGUACUAUGUAACGAAGCUGGACAAGGAGUGCUUAAGCAAAAGGUGAGACAUGCGGUAAACGCCUUGAAUAGAGACUGGAACUUCUGUUCGUUUUCUGUCGAUGGUACAAGAGAAUGCAAAGAGUUGAACAUUGAUGUUAAAUGUGACCACAGAGCUGGAAGACAGACCAGACAAACUAGCGAAGAUGAAGAUGGUGGAACCUAUGUUAUUAAGACCGAUGUGCCAGUUGAAAAAAGUUCCCGACAAGGCAGACAGUCGUCCAGCGAUACCUACGACAUUGAAAUCACCUUCCCAGCUAUCAAUGAUCCUGUGGUCAAUAUAAACACGAAUGAAAGGACUACAGUCAAGGCUCUCUUGGAGAAACUCAUUCUGGAAGAAGAUCAGUUCGACGUUGGAGAUAUUCUACCCAAUACAGUGCCUGAUCCAUCUUCCCUUCUUCUUCAGUCCGACUACGCUUGUCCUGUUGGACAGGUUGUUAUGGCGCCAGAUUGUGUUCCUUGUGCCAUCGGUACCUACUACGACAAAGACACCAAAACGUGUGUAUCAUGUGCCAAAGGCUACUACCAAAGUGAAACUGGCCAGACUCAAUGUAUACAGUGUCCAGCUAUAGCAGGCCGCUCAGGCGUCACUGUAACCGUUGGCGCUCGAAGUGCAGCAGAUUGUAAAGAACGCUGUCCCGCCGGUAAAUUCUACGACCAUGAAGCAGGCCUUUGUAGGAGCUGUGGUUACGGUUUUUACCAACCCAAUGAAGGAUCUUUCUCUUGCGAAAUCUGCGGCCUUGGUAAAACUACACGCACUAACGAAGCAGUUUCGAUUAAGGAAUGUAGAGAUGAAUGCGGCAAUGGUCUACAGCUAGGAAUCGAUGGUAAAUGUGAGCCAUGUCCAAGAGGAACCUAUAGAACUCAAGGUAUCGAAUCUGCUUGUCAGAUGUGUCCUUUGGACUACACAACGCAGAAGACUGGAGCUGUCACAAGAGAGGAAUGUUCUUUGCCUGUGUGCAAGCCGGGAACAUACUUGAAUGGUACUCAGAACAGAUGCGUUGAUUGUAACAAAGGAUUUUAUCAGUCAGAAUAUCAGCAGACUACCUGCAUUCCGUGCCCGCCAAAUACGAGUACUAAAGGACCUGGAGGAACCAGCAAAUCUGAGUGCACAAAUCCCUGCGAGACCAAUGGACCUGAAAUGCAGUGUGAUGUCAACGCCUACUGCCUCCUCAUCCCCGAGACUGGCAAUUUCGAUUGCGAUUGUAAACCUGGUUUUAACGGUACCGGCAAAGUCGGUGACUGCUUUGAUGUAUGUGAAGGAUAUUGUGAAAAUGAAGGCACUUGCGUCAAAGAUGUUAGAGGGCAGCCAUCGUGUAGAUGUAUUGGAAGCUUCACCGGAAAGCACUGUGCAGAGAAAUCUGAAUUUGCUUAUAUUGUCGGUGGUAUUGCUGCUUCCGUUAUCCUUAUUAUCUUUAUCGUACUUUUAAUAUGGAUGAUUUGUGCAAGGUAUCAGCAAAAGAUUGGUGCAUAUGAUAAGCAGAUAUGGGAAACAAAAAUAGAAGAAAGGGAGCAGAGAAUAUAUGGGCUCAACCAUAUUCAGAUGAGAAGUGCAAAACCAAAUCCAAACUUUAUAGAUCUUGAUUUGGUUAGAGGUUCAUCUUUUACUAAAACAAAACCUAAACAAGGGUUUAUCAAGGUCACUAAAUUGGCCACCUUGAGAUUUAUUUUCUUUCCAUUUUACGGAAAAUGGUGGAUAGAGCAAACUUCAAAUUAUGUGUUUAUAAUUUGCCUUAUAGUUUACAUUUUACAUAUUAUUAAUAUUACCAUUUUUUGCUUCUAUCCAACAGCUAAAGUUACCAAUGCAGAGCCAUUAUCAUGUAUGGAAAUAAUGAUUCCAUCACUGAUGUUCUGGAUAUUAUGUUUAAUUCACUCUCAAAUAGUCGCUACUAGUCCAAGCAACGAAGUUGAAAAGGCGAGAAUAAAGCUGAAGCACAUCAGAAAGAGACAACACAUGAAGAAGAAGAGAAAACAAGACUAUCAGGAGCAGCUAAAGAUGAGAAGGGAGAAAUUCUCGAAUAAAGUAGAAAAAGAUUUGUAUAAUGUGAAUGAGUUGCUAGAUUCUGGUUUCAAGAAUAAACUUGAAUCAACUUCCAACUGUGAUGUCGAAAAGAUUACGUCUGAAAAUAGAAUAGAUACUGUUAAUGGUUAUUGUACUACCGACUCAGAAAGCGAUACUAAGACUGUCUCUAAAUGCAAGACCUUAAUACCAAAAAUCAGUAUCACCUCCCAAGACAGUAAUUGCGAGACAGACGAUGAACCCAUACAAUCCUCACCUGACGUAAAGAUUAAUGAGACUUCUCUUGGUGAUAUCACGUCUUCAGCGACUGACUGGAUGGGUGUGACGACGAAUAGUGAUUGUAGUUAUAGUUCUGAUAUUGAAAACUUGUCUGAUAGUCAAAUAAAUAAUGGCAAGGAUUAUGCUACGUAUGACAAUGAUAUCGCACCUACAGCAAUAUUGAACCCGCCCUCCGCUAAAGUUAGUUGCAUAAUUUGGGAAAAGAACGAAAUGAAAACGGCAGACCUGUCGAUGAUAGAAAUUAGUUCAGUCAUUAUAGGAAGAGUGGAUUCAAUGCCCGAAAGUAAAGACUAUUUCUACAUAGGAGUAUUGGUAUCGUCGACACUCGCGUUUUUGCCCGUUAUCUGUAAAUUUUUAAAUACUUCUUCUUACAGCUUCUUAGAAUUUAAAUGUUUUAUUGACAAUCUUUACGUAAAUGUUAGUCGGGCUCUUCCCAGUAAUUCUACGACCAUAUUGUUGUUGCAUCGGACAAUGGUGGAAGAAGUUAUUAUACAAUCUCGACGAUGGUUUGUGUCCAUAUUUUCCGGCAAUUUUUGGGAGUACGUUGUGAUGACGAUAGCUCUGGUCCAGCGCUGGGUGCUGGCUUUGAUGAUAUUCUUUCUCUUGGCUGUGGCAGAAAGAACUUUCAAGCAGAGACUUUUGUACGCGAAACUCUUCUCUCAUUUAACAUCAUCAAGACGAGCUAGAAAAUCGGAAAUACCGCAUUUUCGAUUAAAUAAAGUGAUAAACAUCAAGACGUGGUUGUCGGUGAGAUCCUAUCUGAAAAAGAGAGGGCCGCAACGAUCCGUCGAUGUGAUUGUUUCUACCGCUUUUGUUGCUAAUUUGUUAUUGUUGACCUUUUUAUGUGUUGAAGUUUUGAAGGACACAGUUUUAUUUUCUCAGUAUUAUUUGGAAGCUUUAAUAUGGUGUAUCGGAUUAGGUAUACUACUCCUGAGAUUCAUGACAUUAGGUACUAAGAUAAACAAAAAGUAUAGAAAUCUUUCAGUUUUAAUCACCGAGCAAAUCAAUCUUCACCUGCAAAUAGAACAGAAGCCUCAAAAGAAGGAUGAGUUGAAUGUAGCAAACAACGUGUUAAAACUUGCCAUAGAUUUAUUGAAAGAACUGGAAAAUCCGUUUAAGAUAUCAGGAUUGUCAGCUAAUCCCAUUCUUUAUAAUUGUACCAAAUUAAUUAUCUUAUCGGCACUAUCAGGAGUAUUUUCGGAGAUGCUUGGAUUUAAGCUGAAAUUGCACAAGAUUAAACUAAAAUGAAUUUUACUGUUGUGUAGCUGUUAUAGUCAUGGUGUAGUGCACAUAGUAUUUUUUUAUAUUUAUGCCUCGAAUAUAUGUACACACAAUAAAAACUCAUAGACAAAAGUAACUCACCACUUUAGAAAAAAUAAAUAAAUUACCUAUUAAAC
Molecule: messenger RNA, 12762 nt
Organism: Diabrotica balteata
Lineage: Eukaryota; Metazoa; Arthropoda; Insecta; Coleoptera; Chrysomelidae
Source: the annotation of a GenBank genome assembly